AUGUUUAAACGGUGGCUUUUGGCCCUGUUGGCACGGGUCGGCCUCAUUGUGCUGGGCCUCUGCUGCUGUCUGACCCUGUUCUACCUCCUCGCCUGUAAACCGACGUCUCACGGCAGCCAGCAGUCUCUGCUGUGGUCAGGAGGGGCCACCAGUAAGGAGGGAUAUAUGGCCUUGUUGCAAGAGAGGGAGGACUCUCACAGACAUUACAUCAACAGCCUGACCAAGCAGAUAGCCCAGCUGAAGGUGGCUCUCCAGGACAGGACAAAGCAGCUUCAAGAGUCCCUGGAAAAAGCUAAAACAAAAGGGAUCCUGCCUCAAGGUCUGGAGAGUCUGCACAAAACCCCGACACAGACCGACCUGAAGGAUUUCUUGCGCUCCCAGCUGAACCAGGCGGAGGUUAUCUCAGGUGAACAGCUGCCCAACGAAUACGCAGUGAUACCUUAUGACACUUUCACCCUGCGGAGAGUGUACCAGCUGGAGACGGGGCUGACGAGGCACCCCGAGGAGAGGCCCGUGAGGAGAGACCACAGAGACGAGCUGAUAAACACAGUGGAAACAGCUCUGCACAUCCUGAACGGACCUCAGCAACACAUAGACAACACCAGACGAAAGCGCACACACUCCCCUUCAGACUUCAUAGAGGGGUUGACCCGUACCGAGCGGGACAGAGGAACCAUUUACGAGCUGCUGUUUAAAGGCGACGGCCCGCAGGACUUCACACAGCUCGUGCUCUUCAGGCCGUUUGGUCCCGUGAUGAAGGUGAAGAGUGAGAGCGUGGACACCCGCAGCAUGCUCAUCAACAUCAUCGUACCUCUUUCUAAGAGGCCGGACACAUUCAGGCAGUUCAUCAACAACUUCAGAGAAGUGUGCAUCCAGCAGGACGGCAGGGUUCAUCUGACUGUUGUCUACUUUGGUCGAGAUCAGAUAGAUCAGGUGAAAGCCAUGCUGGACCAGACCACCAGGGAGACUCGGUUCAGAAGCUUCACUUUGAUCCAGCUGAAUGAGGAGUUUUCUCGUGGCCGUGGUUUAGACGUGGGCGCCAGGGCGUGGAGGCGGAGCCAAAAUGUCCUGCUCUUCUUCUGUGACGUUGACAUCCACUUCACCGCGGACUUCUUAACUUCCUGUCGUCUCAACGCAGAGCCCGGUAAGAAAGUGUACUAUCCAGUGCUCUUCAGCCAGUACAACCCCUCUAUUAUCUACAGUAAUCAGACACUUCUACCCGCCGUUCAAAAACAGCUGGUGAUAAGGAAGGAAACUGGAUUCUGGAGAGACUUUGGGUUUGGCAUGACAUGCCAGUACAGGUCUGAUUUCCUUAACAUAGGUGGUUUUGACCGUAACAUCAAAGGUUGGGGGUUGGAGGACGUGCACCUGUACAGGAAGUACCUUCACAGUAAGCUGAUGGUGAUUCGCUGUCCGUCUCGAGGGCUUUUCCACUUGUGGCACGAGAAGAACUGUGCAGACGAGCUCCCUCCGGACAAAUACAAGAUGUGUAUGCAGACCAAAGCCAUGAGCGAGGCCUCGCACGGCCAGCUGGGAGAGCUGUUCUUCAAACGAGAAAUUGAGGUUCAUUUGAGCUCCGAGAAGCAGAGGAACAGAGGAACAUGA
This is a messenger RNA of Anoplopoma fimbria (sablefish), 1605 nucleotides long. RefSeq names its product chondroitin sulfate N-acetylgalactosaminyltransferase 1-like. NCBI's taxonomy places the organism in Eukaryota, Metazoa, Chordata, Actinopteri, Perciformes, Anoplopomatidae. Gene Ontology annotation, cellular component: Golgi cisterna membrane. The record is from RefSeq and is a predicted model, not a curated record. The coding region runs from base 1 to 1605 and encodes 534 amino acids. The transcript has 9 exons. Gene Ontology annotation, molecular function: glucuronosyl-N-acetylgalactosaminyl-proteoglycan 4-beta-N-acetylgalactosaminyltransferase activity.